AUGAGGGGUUGGAACCAAUUAGGGGUGGUUGAGACCAUCUAUGAGGAAGAAUGCGAGUUUUCCUCUACCUCAUCCCCUUCCCCUUCACCAUCAUUUUCUUCUUCCCCUUCAUCCCUCCACUCCAGAGUUGAGGCUUGGUCUCUGAAAACCGGGCGUGAAACAGACAUCUUGAUACGUGUUCAAGGAACAUGUUUUCGUCUGCACAAGGAUCGUGUGGUGUCACAAAGCUCAUACCUAAAACGGCAUCUGACGGAAACAUCCAACCUCACUCUCUCUCCGCCGUUAAACAUAACGGCCGGGACCUUCGCGGCCGUAGCUGAAUUCUGUUACAACAGCAAAGUCCAAAUGACGCCGACAAACGUCGCUUCCAUCAGAACGGCGGCGGAGCUGCUGGGAAUGACGGCGGCCGGAAACCAAGAAGGAGGAGAGGGCCUGAGCCACGUGGCGGAAACGUACUUCCGCGGAGUUAUUGGCAUUAACCAAGAGUACGCGACCAUGGUUCUCCGUUCGUGCCUGCCUCUGCUUCCAGACGCAGAAACGACGGCGUCUCUUGUUAGCAGAUGCAUUGAAGUGUUGGUUUGCGGUCACAGUAACCUUUGUGCUACUCGUAUAGACGACGUCGUGGUGGAAAUGCAACCCCAAGAUUUUGAAGCCGUAACUGAAUCCAUAAACAGACGGUUCGGGAACCACGACGUACUCUAUGAAAUGGUUGAUUUGUAUCUUAAGGAAAACAAGUUUGGCAAACUAAGUGAGGAACAGAAAACUCGAAUAUGCAAUUCCAUAGACUGCACGAAGCUCUCGAGUGAGACCCUAGCAGAGUGUGUUCAAAACCCAAGGAUGCCAUUGAGAUUCGUAGUGCGAGCAGUGUUGAUAGAGCAUCUCAACACUCGCCACUCCAUUGCCUGUGCGAGUGGGCCUCAGCAUCAUCAUCAACAUCAACAUGAACUCCAAUUCGAGAGCAACAGAGAACGACAACGUCGUUCCUCGGAAUUAGAUAAUCCACUGACACUGAGGGACCUCCUCCGUCACGACGCUGCGCUGCGCGAAACGGCACAGCUUAAGAAAGCCAUGGAUUCCACGAAUGCUCGCAUUCAAAGCCUGGAAAAAGAGCUUAGGUGCAUGAACAGGGUCUUGCUAGAACGGAAAGCUGAGGAUGAGGAGGAGGAAGAGAGGAAUGUGUUGGGGUCAGAGCGCUCUGCGAGUUUCCAUUAUGUUGAGAAUGGUAGAAUAAAGAGGGAUGAAAGGUGGUCUGCUUCGUCUUCAAGCAUUCAGUUUGAUAACAGAAUAUUGGAGAACCGUCAAGUGGAGAACCAUCCAAAGAUGACAAAGACUUUUCGACAUAGGUUGAUGACUGGACUGAAGAAUGCAUUUCGGGUGCCAAAUUCACGAAGCUCCAUCCACAGAGAAAAGAUUGCAGAAAAAAUGUAA
Messenger RNA from Gastrolobium bilobum, 1428 nucleotides. RefSeq names its product BTB/POZ domain-containing protein At3g49900. NCBI's taxonomy places the organism in Eukaryota, Viridiplantae, Streptophyta, Magnoliopsida, Fabales, Fabaceae. Gene Ontology annotation, molecular function: protein binding. The record is from RefSeq and is a predicted model, not a curated record. The transcript is spliced from 4 exons. The coding region runs from base 1 to 1428 and encodes 475 amino acids.